Cottoperca gobio is the source of this 4593-nucleotide messenger RNA. It is a transcript of the gene plxnc1, whose product is annotated as plexin C1. NCBI's taxonomy places the organism in Eukaryota, Metazoa, Chordata, Actinopteri, Perciformes, Bovichtidae. The transcript has 30 exons. The coding region runs from base 41 to 3529 and encodes 1162 amino acids. Gene Ontology annotation, molecular function: protein binding; semaphorin receptor activity. Gene Ontology annotation, cellular component: plasma membrane; semaphorin receptor complex. The record is from RefSeq and is a predicted model, not a curated record. Gene Ontology annotation, biological process: regulation of GTPase activity; regulation of cell migration; negative regulation of cell adhesion.
GACACUGGAGCCAGAAGCGGUGCUUUUAAGGAAGAAAAACAUGACCUCUGUGCUGGCAGUGAGAGAGAAGUCCUGGAUGGUUUUCUUCAUUGGGACGUCAGAUGGACAGCUCAUUAAGCUUGCUGUGGACAAGAACUAUCACACCACCUGUCCCAGGGUGCUCUACAGGGCCGAUGUCGACCGCAAAAUAUUUCCCAAGAUGCAACUGGAUCAAGCGGAUCAUAAACAUGUGUACGUGCCAUUCAAAAACCAAAUCAAGCGUGUGCCUGUGUCGCAGUGCGGCACAUAUCUAAAUGUGCAGGACUGUUGGUCUGCACAGGAUCCAUACUGUGUCUGGUGCGGCUCUACAAGUUGCACAUUUGAAGAUGACUGCCAAGGUUCAGACUGGUUAUCCAUCGCUGAUGAUUUUCAACAGGAAAUGGUUUCCUACAAAGUUUUAAAGAACAGCACUGGCCAGGUCACACUUAGCAUCCAGACACACCUGACUGUGGGCGAGGAGGCGCUGUCUAACUUCGCCUGUCAUUUCUCCACAAGUUCCAGCGAGCUUUGUAGCAGGGAAAGCCCUCGUUCACUGUUUCCAGAAUGCACCUGCAUCCUUUCAAAUAGCAUACUUCCUGCUGAAGGCCUGCGUGUUGUACUGAAGCUUAGACUUGGGACGACACACUUGUCCAAGGAACUGAAGCUAUCAAACUGCUCUGACAUCAAGGGAGAGCCAACUUCUGUCCUGUGUCGGCAGUGUAUCAAGACUGGAUGUGGCUGGAGCACAAGUGGCUGUUCCUUUGCAAAUCAAGGGGUGGGAAAUGACAGUGUUUGCCAAAAGCUGGAGUCAGGGAUUAACUUUUCUAGACCAGAGAUCUCCUCCAUCACUCCCAAUGAGGUGUCUUUCUACGGCAGAAACCAUGUGGUGUUGUCGGGUUAUAACCUUAGUGAUGUGACCAGAGUGAGGAUCCAGGCAGACAUGGACUGCUCUCCACAGGAAUCUCCUGUAUGGAACAACACUGGUGUGAAACUGACGUUCCGCAUUCCCAGUGCCGACAGUAAAGGCUUGUUCAAAGUAUGUGUGGUCCUCCCAGACGGUAGUUGCCACGGCAACACUACAAUCGACUACAUGUCGUCCCCAUCCUGCACAAAUAUUACGCCAAGCAUCACCUGGAUCAGUGGGAAGAGGAAUAUCACACUCAUAGGAUCCCACCUGCAGUUUGUGGAAAGGGUUGUACACAGCCACGACCACCUGCAGGAAGUCAGAGUAAACACAUUCUAUAAGAAUUUUAGCUACAAUGCACCUGCAGCUGAAAAAGAGAUGUCUGACAUCACUGUGUUCCUGAAAGUAGCCAAUAAAACCUUGACCUGCUCCAAAACAAUAACCUACUAUCCAGACCCCGAGUUCACUAGCUUCUCAUCCACGAUGACAGGGGACGAUGUGCGCGUUACUAUACAGAAAAAGGCAGAUAAAUUGGAGAUGACUCCAGCAGAGUUGUUGGUGUGGGGUGUUCAGGAAAGUAUACAAUACCCCUGUAUAGUGGAUGCCAUGGAAACCAGUAACGACUUUUUCGUCUGUCACAUUAAAAGUACACCCAACGCCAAAUUUCAGCAGUUAAUGAUAAAGUAUGGAGACACGACAGUAACACUGAACGCUAGGUCUUUAUUACAUCUGUACCUGAUGCUACUUAUCCUUCUGCUGAUACCCUGCAUUAUUGUUGCGGUGGUGAUCAUCAACCGAAACCAACAAAAGAAGCUCACUUCUAAGAUGAACCAGCAUAUGGAAGACCUGGAGCUUGACAUCAGGAAUGACAUUAGACAAGGUUUUGUGGAUCUGCAGACAGAGAAAACUGACCUGAUGGAAAAUGUUGGAGCGAUUCCUUUCCUGGACUACAAGCACUUUGCCUCCAGAAUCUUUUUUCCUGAGAGUGAGUCAUUGAUGACAUCGUGUAUCAAAGACAUUGGUCAGGAUGUGGUGAAGGUUCAUCUGGACGACUGUUGCCAAGGCUUGUCCAGGCUGCUCCAAGACCAGCUCUUCCUCACAUCUAUGGUGAACGCUCUGGAGGAACAGAAGAGCUUCACCAUCAAAGACAAAUGUGCGUUGGCGUCAUUACUGACCAUAGCACUCCACAACAACUUGUCGUACCUGACGGAGGUAAUGGAGGCUCUGCUUUGGGCUCUGAUGCAGCGGAACAGCAACGCUCAGCCCAAACUCCUGCUACGACGCACUGAGUCUACCGUGGAAAAACUGCUGACCAACUGGAUGUCCAUCUGCCUAUAUGGCUUCCUCCGGGAAACUGUUGGUCAGCAUCUGUUCCUGAUGGUGAGCGCUAUCACGCAGCAGACCGCAAAAGGACCUGUGGACUGUGUGACAGAGAAAGCUCUGUACACGCUCAGCGAGGACUGGCUGCUGUGGCAGGCUCAAGACUUCAGCUCCCUGAAGCUGAAGGUGUUGUUUGCAGUGGGCAGUGAAGGAGAGGUGAGCGAGCCUCUGGAGGUUAACGCUCUCAGCUGUGACUCAAUAGAGCAAGUGAAAGAAAAAAUCCUGUCCACUUUCAAUGCCAAGUUUGGUUUCCCCUACAACAACCUUGUCAGGGACUUCCAUGUCGAGUAUGAAAAAGAUGGAUCGUUUCUUCCUCUUGAGGAAGUGGAUGCGAGCUCUGUAGUUAUCGGGGAGGUGACGAUGCUUAACACACUCAAGCACUACAAGGUUCCUGAUGGAACAACAAUUAAAGUGCUUUCUAAGAAAACGCAUCCUCCUCUGAGCCCGCAGGGAAGUCUGAAGGAUGAUGAGAACUUCUCUGGAAAAUACUUCCACUUGAUUGAUCCUGAUGUAGAGGAGGACCAAAGAAAAAACCCAGAGAGGAAGAAGUUAAAAUUGAAGGAAGUGCACCUCACGAAACUGCUCUCCACCAAGGUGGCAUUGCAUUCAUUUGUGGAGAACCUGUUCAAAUCUAUCUGGGGGACGCCGAACUGCAGAGCCCUGCAUGCUAUCAAAUACUUUUUUGACUUCCUGGACGCUCAGGCCGACAACAUGAAGAUCACCGACCCAGACGUCCUGCACAUCUGGAAGACCAACAGUUUGCCUCUGCGCUUCUGGGUCAACAUCCUGAAGAACCCCCAGUUUGUUUUCGAUAUGAAGAAGACUCCACAGUUGGAUAGCUGCCUCACCGUCAUCGCUCAGGCCUUCAUGGACUCCUUCUCCCUCAGUGAGACCCAGCUAGGAAAGCAUGCACCAACCAACAAGCUCCUCUACGCCAAAGACAUUCCAAAGUUCAAACGGGAAGUAAAGGCCUACUACAAACAGAUCAGAGAGCAGCCACCGAUCACAGACUCAGAAUUCAAGGAGUUCCUGCGCGAAGAGUCAAAGAAACACGAAAGCGAGUUCAACGAAACCGUAGCCCUCAGAGAGCUUUACAAAUUCAUACAGCGGUACUUCAAAGAGAUCGAUGAGAAGCUGGACCAAAACGGAGCCCCUGCUGAGCUGAAGGAGCAACUACAUCAUCUUAAAAACUCCUUUGACGGACUAAAAGGCUGCACCUGGAACUGAACCGCUAUCCUUUUCCUGCCCCGACGUGACAAAAAACACUCGGAAUUCUGGGAAGUUUUUUGCCAUUUAAAAAAAAUCAACUUUUGAAGAUACUGAAGUGAGAAAAAAAAUAAAUAAAAAAAAGGGGAACAUUUUUACUGAAAGCAGAUUGGUGACGAACACAUCUGUUGACCGGUUGUGUCAAUGUGAAGGUUUUGUUCUACGAUGCAGGUAAUCGACUUGUGUAUGUGUGCGUGUGAUCUCGAGUCAUUUUGAAUUAAAGUCAAAAUCACAGAAAAAAAAGAAGUGUUUAUUUUUUUAAAUCAAUAGUUUCAAUGCAAUACAAUUAAACUUGUUGGAAUUGACAUAAAAAAAAAAAUGUGUAUAUACAUUGUGCAAUUCACAGCUUGUAAGUGCCUUUUUUAUUUACUCCUCUGUAUAAACUUUGCAUUUUUUCCAACAGUGGCUUCAGAGCAAACGUGUGUAAAUAACAAACAUCUCAAUACAAAAAUCAAACCCUGAGGAUGUCAUGGUCAAUUAAAAUGAAAAUAUGUUAUUUUAUAAAAAUAAAAAAAUGAAAAGGUGCCGCUGUAACAGCAGACACAUCAACGCUGGCAAAAUCCAUUCUCAAUUGUCAAUUUUUAUGGAAAUAAGUCAAUAAAUAAUGCUUCCACAUUAUUAACACUGCUGGUAUGCUUGAUGUGACAAACAGAACACCGUCUCACUCUGUAUUGCAAAUGCAAGUCCAAAAAAGGAAGUAGUGAUGGGGUUCAGAGGUCAGGCUGGGGAGAAGUCACCCUGUCCCUCUGCACCAGAGAUCCCAGUUCCUCCAGCUGCUGCUGCUGGGCGCUUUCCAGGUCCUCCAGCCUGCGACGGAGCAGCGACAGCUCCCUCUGAUGAGUUUCCUCCUGCGGCGGCGUGGAAGGAAAACAAGCUAAUGUUACAAACGCUCUUUUCACUAGCUGCAUUAAUUAACCGAUGUGUCAUCCCUAUUUAUAUCUAUCAAACCGAUGUGUUUGUGUUCUUGUAAAUAAUGUUGUGCUCUUCGAAACAAUUGAAUUAAAGUCUCUUACUUUUGCACCGAA